GAAGUUGGAUGGCAGUUGGUGAAAGUAUUCACUGCGGCCUUUACUCUACUUUUUAAAAAUAUAUAUAUAUAUAUGUCCAUAAAUGUGGCUCGAAGUAAACGCGUGUGAAGACCCCAGUCCCCGACUGAAGGGUUGUUGUGGAGGGGGAAGUUCUCCCCAUUUCCUCGGGGACAAUGUGAAGUAAUUUAUGUGGGAGUGACCGGGACGGUUGGAGAUUUAUUUACCGCUGAUGAUGGAAAUGGAAAAGUUGGAGGCAGAUGGCGAGAGGAUGGAGAACCGGUGCGUGAAGCACCACUGAGAAAAACCGGGGGGUGAAGACAUUAAAACCAAAGCGAAAACAAGAAGGAAGAUUACUGCCUGAAUGGCUCUUGAUUGGGAGAGGGGCGCAUGCAGUGGGACCUGGCCAUCCUUGUGCACCAGAUGCUGAAGAUAUUAGAUGAGGAGUCCUUAUGACAAAUAUGAGCUGGGCCUUCUUAACACGUCUUCUUGAAGAAAUCCACAAUCAUUCCACCUUUGUUGGCAAGGUAUGGCUGACAGUGCUGAUUAUUUUCCGCAUUGUGCUGACUGCAGUUGGAGGGGAGUCUAUAUAUUCUGAUGAACAGAGCAAAUUUGUCUGUAACACCAAACAGCCUGGGUGUGAGAAUGUCUGCUAUGAUGCAUUUGCACCUCUCUCCCACGUGAGGUUCUGGGUUUUUCAGAUCAUCAUGAUAUCUACCCCAUCUGUAAUGUAUCUUGGCUAUGCCAUCCACAAGAUUGCCAGAUCUACCGAAGAAGAAAAGAAGAACAAGUUCUUCAAGAAAAAAAGACUGCCAACAGUACGAUGGCAAGUCCACCGUAAUUCAGAGCAAACAGAGGAUGAGGAUGAGGAGGAGCCAAUGAUCAAUGAUGAAACAGCAAGUGAGAAAAGAGUCAGUAGUAAUGAAAAGCAUGAUGGAAGACGACGCAUUUUGCAAGAAGGUCUUAUGAAAAUGUAUGUUUUCCAGUUGAUUUUCAGGGCGCUAUUUGAGGUGGCCUUCCUUCUGGGACAAUAUUUUCUAUAUGGAUUUGAAGUUAAUCCAUCCUAUGUCUGUACUAGAAUUCCCUGUCCUCACACUGUGGACUGCUUUGUCUCAAGGCCGACAGAGAAGACAGUUUUCCUCAUUGUAAUGUAUGUAGUCAGCUGCCUUUGCCUAAUUCUUAAUAUCUGUGAGAUGUUCCAUCUGGGCUUUGGAACCAUCAGAGAUAUAAUCCGUAGCAAACGGCGCAACCAGAGCAACAUGCGACCUUUCCCCUACCAUUAUCCUCGGAACAUUCCAUUAUCGCCACCUGGCUACAAUCUGGUGGUCAAAUCGGACAAAUCCACCAAGGUUCCAAAUGGUCUUGUGGCUCAUGAGCAAAACUUAGCUAAUGUAGCCCAAGAACAACAGCCCACUAGUCCAGAUGACAACAUCCCGCCUGACUUGGCCAGACUCCACAAGCACCUGAAAGAUGCCCAGGAACAGUUGGACAUUGCUUUUCAGAGUUAUAACAGUCAAGAGAAUGCACUCAAAUCCAGGACCAGCAGCCCAACAUCAGGAGGUACUGUAGUGGAGCAAAACCAUGUCAACACUGCUCAUGAGAAACAGGGUGCUAAGCCCAAACCUGUCUCAGAGAAAGGCAGCUCCAGUAGCAAAUCUGGAGAUGGAAAAACAUCAGUUUGGAUUUAACUUCUGUUUAUAGUCAAUUAAGUUUACAAUAGUCCCUUAAAAAAGGCAGUAGCCACUUUCUGCACAUUUUACUACAGUCUAUUUUAUUUUAGAUAACCAACAUAAUAACAAUACAGCUUCUUGGGUUAUAAGAUUAGUGAGACAAGGCUCCCAGUGUGAAAUCUGGUUCAAUGAUGGUGCAAAUCAGAAAAUUGAAACCAGAUGCCAGAGGUGGUGUUGCUGAUUUCCUAGCCAUCAAAAUCGAUGAUUGCAAAACUGAGAGGCCCACAAAUCAUAUAUAGAAAUUGUUUUACUAAUCAUUUGGUCCUAUUGAACAGAGCCUUAUGUUGGGCUCAUAGUGCUGUCCCUCUCAACUCCCCAUAAACCACUAGGUAUCUGAUUGUACUCAAAUUUAAAAUGGAGUAACAUAUAGAGUUACUGCAUUAAGAAUGCAUGCAUUUGUAGUGAUAAAGAUUAUAGUUGUUUUCACUUGAAAAUUUAAAUAGUUGUUGGGUCGCUAUUAAUUUUCUUUACCUGAUUCACUGUGUGCCUAUUUUGCAGGAGACAAACCAUUGACUCCAUUAUGGCUACAAAUGAUUAAACCGCAACUAUCAUUUUACUUAUCAUCCAAUUUCUUUUAGUAGCCACUUCACCUUAUGGUAAUGGAUUGGUUCAAAAUGUCAGGACUUUGACGAACUGUAAAAGGGAAAUAUAAACACUGAUAUGCUUUAGAAAAGACAAACUCUCCAGCCACAUUGUUUGUUGUCCUUUGCUUGCUAAAAAAAAUUUGUCCUAUCUAAUACUCUUUACUCUCUUUUGGUUCAAAAUCUAGGACAAUUUCAUGCUGUAUCGCUCUUGUCUCAAUUUCUGUAGAGUUUGUGCAUUUCUUUAACCUUGAUGAAAUGACCUCAUCUUAUAAUGUGAACAUUUCAUAGAUAAAAUAGUUUCAUUUUCAAAGAAAAUCAAAUAUACCUGCGUUAAAUGUAAAAAAGCUAUGCAUCUUUGUCCUAAAAGGCAUAUAGAGUAUGGGAGGAAGGGAAAUUUGACAUGUUGUCUGAGCAAUGUCAGGAAGUGUGUGUGUAGAAACAUUUGUAGAUUGGACAUUCUCAACUUUAUGAUUAAGGAUUGAGGAAAUUAUAUGAAAAAGUGUUGAUGGGAAGAGGAGUUGGGAAGUGCAAGCCUUUUAUUUAAAAAAAAGGGCAGACAAAUUUGAAGGAAUGUUGCCAUUGUCUUAAGAUGCCACUUUAGAAUUUUGGUUCUGCAGUAGCUUUAUCACACAAUGGUGUUCGUUAGUGAAGUGCAUUAAUCCUAAUUCAGGUUCAUCUAAUAACAAUAAUAACCGAUUUGUACGCUGCAUUUCAACAUUAAAGCUUAUGCUACACUGCACUUUAGCCUCAAGUGACAGUUGAAACUAUGCACAGAAUAAGUGUUGUUGUUUCCUCUUCCAACCAUUCAUAUGACCAGGAAAAACAAAUCCAAAUUGUUUAAGAAUUAAUCUUUUUGAAACUCUGACUUACAAAAAUCCUUAAUUAGAAACAGAAAAUGUUUGAAAUGCACAGCCGGCUAAUUGAAAAAUUUUACAGUAGAGAAGAACGCACUUGCAGUGGCUCUGCUUGGUGCCUGCCAAGUACCAGAUGUUUGAAGUGUGAUCCUUCAUCAUAAUGUAUGAUGGUAUUGUGAAAACAGAUUGAAAUAGAUAAACAGAAACAAAAAAUGAUGGCAAUAAUAAUGCUUUGUUUACAUAAGGUUCAAAAAUCAAUUAAACUGCAUGGGUUUCAGCAGAGGAUUAAUCAACUGUUGGAAGUUACUGCCCAGAAUGAUCAGGAUAAACUGCUACUCCUAUAUGAUAACUGAAUCUCACAAGGCGAGGUCAUGUGUGCCACAUUGCAGUUCAAACAAAUUUUGUUUAUCAAAGUCUAAGUUUAUUUCACGUCACGCUAAAUGAUAUAAAGCACGUAACUAAGCUUUUCCCAAGUUAUUUGCCAGUUUGCCAUCUGGAAUUUUAAACUUAUCACCAUCCCUUUCACACUGAAGCUCAGUUUUCAGGGAGUCAGAAGUAGAAUCCAUUGUCAGUGUCACAAUAAAGCCCAAUCAUGUAAUAUCCAUGCAGUGAUUUUAGCAACAGUCUGAAUAGUUCACAUGUUUUGAUUGUGAACAGUGAUGCAUUUGUUUAUCAGAUUAUACUUUUAGCCCACUGGUCUCCUUAGAUUGUUCACCAGGUAAGACUGAGAAAAUAACUAAGCUUUAUGUUACUUGCUUCUCAACCUCCCGAUACAUUUCUUUGAGCCAUUUAGUAAAAUUACAGAAUUGCCAGGGAUUAGCGUUAUCCUGAGAGAAGAUCGUGAUUUCUACUUCUCCCUUUCCUUCCUUCUGUUAAAGUUGAAGAUUUUUCCUUAAGAUUUAUCCACAAUGCAGCCAAAAUCAGAAACUGAGUAGCUGGGAGAAUUGUUUCUCCAUCCAGCAAUGUUCAGUGCAACAUUGGGCAUUAGGCUUUCCAAUUUAAAAAUUAUGUUGAACAGGAAAGUAAAGCAUUCUUGGUGCACCAGACUUUUCAGUUUAUCACCAUGCAAGAUGCAGAAUGCACAUUAUUGCUUUUCAAUCCCAAUUCAGAAAUUUUUAUAUUUUGUUAUUGAUUAAUAAAUACAUUGUUCUUUCACUCCUCUCUCUGACUAAUAUCACAAUAUGAUGUUAUGCUCCUAAUCAAACAACCGAGCGUGGAAAUGUAACUAAGCUGAUCUUUUGAGAACUGGAUUGACUUGCUGUGCUUUUCUCACACUUUCUCUUUAUAUUUAUGAUUUACUGGCAUUGUUUAUUCUUAAAACUAUACCAUAAUUUAUUGAUUAAAAGGCAAAUGUGGCCUUUUAAGUAUGUACUCGAAAUAAUGGGACAAUGAAUGGAUUGAAUGGAAAUACAAACCCAUAAGAACUGGUUUAUGACGUCUGAACAAUAGUCAUCAGAUCACAAAUGUGUAUUGGCAGUAAGUUGCCCAGUUGAUGAUGUUAUACGCUGUGAACUUUAUUUUCCAAUGCACUGAAAAUCAGGAUCAAUUUGUUUGCUUAUUUGGCACUUGUCAUUUAUAGACUGUAUUAUAGUUUUUGUUUUAAACAUAUAUUCUUUUUACUAAGUGCCUUAGCUCAUGAAAAUAAAUUCUUUAGAUGUAAAUUUUUACGAUGAAAAAUGACAGCACAAAACAGUAAUUACAUUCUUCGAUCUAGAGGGUUUGCAUUUAUAUUAUGGAAAGAAAUGUUUAUACAUCAGAUGAGAUUUUGAAAGGAAAUUUGAAUUCAAUGGCUUAGCUAACUAUUUCUAGCUCAGAUUUUUUUCCCUGCAUACAGUAAUUCUUUCUAAAAUUACACAAAUGCUGGAAAUGCACAGCAGAUUGAUCAGGAUCUGGAAGAAAUAAAUUAAUGUUUCAGGUAAGACUCACAGUGCAUUUACAGCAUGUCACGUCAAUUUACAACAUUUUUAGUUUUAUAUCUAUAUAUUAUAUAAAUGUUAAAUUUUAUAUUGUGUAUUUGUACAUGAUCUGUACAUAUUGAGUUGUAGGUUACCUGAAAAUAGAGAUGAACAAAUCUCAAUCCAGUUAUGACGAACGGUCACUGGACCUGAAACGUUAAUUCUGUGUUCUAUCUACAGAUGCUGCCAGACCCGCUGACUUUUUCCAGCAAUUUGUGGUUUUUAAACAACAAUCUAUGUUGGUCUGAACCGAGCUGGGUUAAGUCUGAGCUAAGAAUUUCAGAAGAUGCUUGAAGGAGUUAGAAACAAAAAGCUGCGCUUUGUAUUAUUAGCACAUAGACACAUGGCACGUUUGUAUGACACUUUUUAAUUACUGCCUCUCAAUGAACAUGGAUUGUCAUAAAAAUGCACUAACCAUCCAUGUGCUAACAUUGCAAAGCCUAAUGUUUGAACUGUAGAUAAUGGGAUCCCAUGGAACAUAUUUGAAUGAACAAACAAGCUAUAACAUUUUUAUCAAAAGCACUUCUGAUAACAAUGGCUGGUUUUUCCACUUCUGUAAUUCUUUGACCAUAGGUGAGUUGUGGAAUGGUAACCUUCAUCACCAGGUCUUGUAGAAUUAAUUAGGGCAUCUCCCAAGCCAGAAGGAUCAAGAGUAUCACUCCACGCCAUUCUGAGCUAGAUUGCCCACUGAGCUCGUGGUGGCUGGACUACAAUAAUUGAUCUCAACGACCCAAGGUUAAGGCAGGAGAAAAUUCAAAUUGUGAUCUUUUUGCUGAUCAUUAUUGAAUGACACCUGCUGCACAAACACAUUCAACUGUAACUUCCUCUAUAAUUGAAUAAUAUAAAGACAUUCACUAAUUAUAUCUAUCUAUAAUGAUUACUUACAUGAUAUAUUGGAAGUGAAAAUCGUUUUCAAGGAAUUAUAUUUGAGCAUGAUUAGAAAAUAAUAGGAGAAUCAAACCCUUAAUAGUUGAUGUAGCUAUUUUCAGAUAGAAAUUAAACAUUUUUUUUACUAAUUCAUGAGACUUGGCAUCACCAGUAAAGUCAUUAGUUGUCUAUUCCCUCGUUGCUCUUGGAACUGAAUGGUUUGCUAUACCAUUUCAGAGUGCAGUUAAAACACAUUGUUGUAGGUCUGGAAUAACCCACAGGCCAGACCAGGUGAGGACAGUAUAGUUCCUUGUCUAAAGAUCAUUAAUGACUUAGAUUUUGCAGAAAGAUCACAGCAAUAUCACAAACAUUUUUUUUUCUGAGUCAUCUGUUGUUGUCUUAAACAUUGUAAAAAAUAAUGCAAUUGAGGCAUGAUUUAAGUCACUUUCCAUGGCACUUUUUCAAGCAGUAAAGGAGUGCAAGUUUCUUGAGAAACCAGUUUUUUAAAACAAAUUUUUUAUUUAUAUUAAGAAUUCGAUGUCGUUUUAGUCAUAUUUCAUUGAAAAACAGAGAAAACAUGGACUGACCAACUUGUUGGCUAUUCAUUGGGAGAAGAAUUAAAAUGUAGAUAAUUUGCUACUGAAAUAGAAUGGUCCAUUGUUAAUUUGUGCUGGUAAUAGUAGAUAGCCAAUUAACAGAUGAUUAUAUCAGUUGUAUUGUGUUAACUGGAUUAUACUUAAAAUUAAAUGCACUAGUGGGUGAUUCAAAAUACGAGAGUAUGAAAUAAAAUUACAGCAAAAAGCCCCUUUUCCAAUGCAGUUUCACAAUGUUGUAGGGUUGAAAAGAAACAUCUGCCACAUAAAAGGCAAUGACAGUCAAUUUGAAAUUGGUAACAGUUUUUGACAUUUUAGUCAUUUGAGAUUGUGACCGAGGUUGAGCUACGUCAAGGCAAUCAGAUAGCACAAAUGUAAAACUUAUGCUGGAGUUCAGCUACCUUGAUUCUGCAGAAGCCCAGACACCAGCAGUAAUUGGUACUAGUGCCAUUUGAACAUUGAGUAUUCUGGUAAAGGAGGAUGAUGUAAUUAAUUUGCAUCAAUGGCCAAGAUCAAUUUCACACCAGUUGUCCUUUGUUACAGAAAUUCCUAAUUUUCAUAACAAUUGGAAGCAAGCAGGUGGAUGAUCUGCUUCAACUUUUAGACUCAACAUACUGUUGAGAAUUUGGAUGUAAGACAUUUUGGCAUCUUAUAGAAUCAUAUUUCUAUUGUGACAAUAUUCCUUGUGCAUCUCAAAAAGAUGAUUGAAUUACUGCCAGUUUUCCUUAACUAUAUAGGAUCUGAAAUUCCACGAACUUCCCCAUUGGCAGAAUAUGGAUAUCAGAGAAGUAACUGUUUUCAGUCAAUAGUGUUAUUUCUUUGGAGUUUCUGCCCAUCUCCCGUUUCGGCCCCUCUCCCAAUUCUGCCAAUGGAGUUUCCUGUGAAAAGUAUAAAUUUCAGUCUGUAAAACUAAGUUGUUGUGUAACACAUUCAGUGGCUGUUUAAAAAAAAUUGUGCCACAAAAUUCCACUUCUGGGCUCAUGAUGUACACACCUCUAGUGUUAACUCUAUAUAAGAUGCACUAGGGGUCCCAUAAGUUACCAGUUGUCUGUGGCUGUGAAGAGAGCUCAGAGAUUAUUAGGUCCCUUGUCUGUUACCCUUUGGUGAUACCCUUUCAAGUUUCUUUUUAAGGAGAAAAAUAAUAAAAUUAUAACAAAAAAAUCUAACCAGGGCCUGAACCCCCUCCAAGCACCCCCAACACAGCCCAGUGCUGGGCCUGCUAUAUCUGAGGCCAGCAUAUUUCUUCCUUCACAUUGUUUCAGUCUCCUAUUUUGCAUCAGACUGCUGAAAGAUGAACUCCCAAUGUGAAGAGCCCUACUUCUUAGCUUCGUCCUUUUGACUUCUUCACCUUUGUGUGGGAAAAUUGGAUGCCAUAAUUCCAAAACAAGGGCAGUGAAAAUUCCUGUAACGUGUAUCCAAGUACUGACCAAAUUUGCACCAUUUUUGUGAACUGUGAUUGAACUUUGAGCUGGAAUCCAUAACAGUCCUCUAGCUGUGUCAAAUCCACACAACAUCCUUGUGUCCAAAGUUGCAGUACUGAUCACUAUUUGAUUUAAUUCUAAGUGCCAGAAAUCAAAAUGUCUUUUGCUAGAGUACAUCUUAGGAAACAGAAAAUCCAAGUUAGCACCAUUGGACAAUAAAUUACAUGCUUGAAAAAGAAUAAUCUUAAUAAUGAUCUUCAAUCAUUAUACAAAUGGAAUUAAUAAUUAAAUAAAGUUUAUUAACACCAUUAUUAAUUAAUCAUAAAUAAUCAAUAAAUGUUCUCAACAUAAAGUCUAUUACAUAGGCAGCAGAAAAGAGAAAAAAUUGGAACUACAGACCUUAAGUCUGCUGUAUCAAAAAACAUUUAUGCAGUUUAUUUUUUAAAAUGCAAAAUCUAUUUGACUAGCAUCUGUAUUUAGUUCUGUUUUGUACAUACAUUUAGGCCAAACUUACAUCUAUUGACCGAUGAGCCUAAUGGCAAUUCUCAAUGGUACAAUAAUCUCUAAAAACUAGGGUUGCACCAUGUCUAAGAUUUCCCAAAAACUGUCAGAUGUUCUGAAGACCACAGUCUGUCAAUGCAGCUGUUGUAUGAACAAUACCACUCACUUCUUUCCAGACAGUUGAUUAGUCUGUUACACAGUUAACAGAAUAACAAACUUUUGUUGCCUUCCGUUAGGUGAUGGGUUUCACCUGCAAAAAGAAAUUGACCUUUACAGAUACAGCCACUAUGAAUAUAGGGUAAGAAUUAAGAAAUGAACAAGAUAGAUUUCUUUCCUAAUUCAAAGUAAAGUGGUUCAUUAAGUGUAAAUACCACAUUCUAUCUCAUAACUGUAAGCUAUUUCAUGAUAAAAGAGGUGCCUUUCUGUCGCCUACUGGAUAAAUUAAUACAUGUGCUAAGUGUUUUAUCUUCAAAGCUGUCUACAUUCCUCCAACCUGGAAGAUACUUGAAUUGAUCAAGAGGAAAAUAACAUGCUUCUUUUAGCCUCUGAUUUUCUUCAGAGGGGUUUUAAUAAAGUAACCCCAUGUAUGAUGUGAUUUUUUUAAAAAAGAAAAACUGUUAUCCAGUUGCUAACACUGUUUCUGGGAGGGAGAUAAAAUACAAGCAAUAACGUGCACAAUAUGCUCGUUCACUGUGUCCUGAUGCAUAACGAGCACUGAAACCUUUAAAUUAAAUGAACAGAGCUAGUGGUAGAAAAUGUGCUAUCAGCAAAUUCAUCAUCAAAGCAAACACAUCACUUGUUUUUGAAACAUCUGUCCUCCUCUUGGAUGAAAAGAAGUGUCAAUUUUAAUCCAGUUUUCAUUUUUCUGCUUG
Stegostoma tigrinum is the source of this 9374-nucleotide messenger RNA. It is a transcript of the gene gjc2, whose product is annotated as gap junction protein gamma 2. Lineage: Eukaryota; Metazoa; Chordata; Chondrichthyes; Orectolobiformes; Stegostomatidae. The transcript has 3 exons. Gene Ontology annotation, biological process: cell communication. Gene Ontology annotation, cellular component: connexin complex. The record is from RefSeq and is a predicted model, not a curated record. Bases 450 to 1685 code for a protein of 411 amino acids.